Molecule: messenger RNA, 555 nt
Organism: Moneuplotes crassus
Lineage: Eukaryota; Ciliophora; Spirotrichea; Euplotida; Euplotidae
Source: the annotation of a GenBank genome assembly
UUUUAGGUAAGUCUUCAAUUAUGGGUGAUCUUACAUUUUCUGUUAUCCAAACAGAGCGGGGUUAUUAUCUCUGCCUUCUCCACGAACUUUCUUCAUUAUAAUAACUACACACAAUAGAUAAACUGAAAAUAUUAUUUUAAUACACCUAUAAGCCCAUAUUUAGAAAAAAUGAUCAAUUCUUACUCACAACAAAAUCCUACAUCUACUAAAAGCGCACAAUACUUCCAAUUCCCUCUCUUAAUCUUUCUCCUUCUCCACUAAUUUCCCCCAUUCCACCUCCUAUACACACAGACCCCCCUAAAACCCCCAAAUUCCCUUACCUAUCCUCCAAAAUCCCCCAAAACCCCUGUUCUUGUUCCUACAAAACCUCUCUCCAGCUAAAUUUGUCUUCCUUUACUGUACAUGUCUAGUAGAGAUUUUGGAAUUUUGGGAUUUUGGGGUUUUGGAUGACUGAGGACGAUGAGAGGGGAAAAUUGGAUUUUUUUGAGGGAUUUUGGGAAAUGGAGGAGAAUUUUGGGGUUGUUUGUAGGGAUUUGGGUAGGUUGGGGGAAUUAG